Molecule: messenger RNA, 2183 nt
Organism: Prinia subflava (tawny-flanked prinia)
Lineage: Eukaryota; Metazoa; Chordata; Aves; Passeriformes; Cisticolidae
Exons: 2
Coding region: 167-1597 (476 amino acids)
Source: RefSeq, a predicted model, not a curated record
UAUUGACCACUUCCUCUCUCUUUGAACCCUUCAGGUUACACCUUACCAGGAGCCUACAUCUACGGGAUCGGGAUUGGCAUCAAGUCACCCUCAACCCGAAGGAGCUAGGGGACUGGCCGCUGGCGAGAGGAGCUUGUGUUUUAGGUCCUGCCCAUCUUGAUCAAGCAUGCAGACUGUGCGGUUCCUCACCGUGAUUGCCAGCCUUCUGAUAGCCAGCCAAGCCUGGAUUGUGCCGCAGCCCGCUACAAACGUGUGGACUAUGCUGGCGCGAUCUCUGGGUCAAGACCAUAUCUGCCUGAACCAGGCCAGUGCCUCGGACCCGAUUUCUUCCUGCCUCGUGGGGAUCCCUUUUGAAAAACACGAAUUGCCCGAGAAGUUAUUGUAUUACGCCCGCCGCAUAAGUAAGGUAGCUCCUCGGGGUCACGCCUUUAUUACCUGGAGAAAUUUUUUCUUUCAUUUAGAAAAUUUAAAAGAAGAACCCCAGGAGCUGGAGCUCCUUGGUUCGGCCAAAGCCCCGUAUUGUGUUCAUUUCCUCAAUUCGGCAAAUGCUCUUAAUCCCAGAACUAAGCACUUUGUCCAGGCCAAUUCGUUGUACCAUGCCAGAUCAUGGUGCCGGGGAAUCACUAGAGGAAUACUUCCCCCCCAAAUUUAUGACCACCCUAAAAGACUGCCAAAAGGAGUUUUUUUCAUUUGCGGGACCCAUGCUUGGGCAGGCAUCCCCUCCCAUCUUUCAGGAGGUCCGUGCACCUUAGGGAAAUUGGGACUGUUCUCGCCCAACAAAACCCAAAUUAUGAAUUGGAAACAAAAGGAAAAUGGUGCACAAAAAUCGGCAAUCGCUAAAAGAGACCUGAGGAAUUUGGACCCGAACUGCGAUUCAGAAAUUGUACAUUGGAGCAAAUCUAAAGGAAUCGCAGUCACUAUUUUUGCCCCCUGGGUUUCCAUUGCAAAAAAUAUGGGGGAAUUGGCUCAUUUAGAAUGUUGGGUGGCCAAACAGUCAAAGAUAACUUCCAAUGCCCUAUAUAAUCUCCUGCAAGAUGGGGAAGUAACGAGGCAGGCCACCCUUCAAAAUCGGGCGGCCAUAGACUACCUCUUGCUCCUCCACGGGCAUACCUGUGAGGAGUUUGAGGGUCUAUGUUGCUUCAACCUAUCAAGUCGGGCCGAGGACACCAAACAGAUCUUGAGACAAAUGCAAGACAUGGUCGGGCAGAUAAAGACGGAGACAUCAGACUGGUUGAGUAAUAUCUUCAAGGGCUGGGGGCUGUCGGGAUGGGUAGGAUCCAUCCUAAGGACCAUUUUAUUAUUUGUGUUCAUUAUUUUCAUUGUCCUCGUGGCCUUCGGAAUAAUUAGGAGAAUGAUUUUUAAGUUGAUUUCCAGCACCACAACUUCCCCAUCUCCGGAGAUCAAUCAUACAGCAGUGUCGGCUGACGUCGAGGAAGCGGAAUUUGAAGAUUCCGAGGAGGAGCUGGAGGGGUAUGAGGAACCGGAGGGCCCAUGUCGUCUGCCCCAUGACCAAUGGCCUACCCAGCAGUCGUACUUUGCUGAAUGCUACCCGGAAUCUGAGUAUCUUCCCGACCCACCGCGAUUUUUUUCCUCUUAAGAAAAAGAAAAGGGGGAGAUGUGGUGGUGCAUGUUCCUUUUAUCUUUAAUGUUGUAUGUAAAGCUUGGUUCUUUGUACAAUUCAGUUCUAUGUACCCCUACCCCCCCCUAAUUAAUAUUCCUUUGUUCUCUCCUUCUCCCUCACAAGGGGAUAUUUUUAGACCUUGCAGUUAAGUGUCCAUCACCCUUCCCGCCUUUGGUUUUCCCCUCCCAGUUCUCUGUGAUUAGUCCGAAGUGCCUUUCCCCUCCCCUGUCUACCCUAGAGACUGUAUUCCAUUGGCCGGAGGCGGCCAACCCCACCCCUUUCUCCUCCCCUUUUGUCCCCCUUAAAACCCUGUGCACGACCAGUAUCUGGGUCCAGAAUUGGGCUCAGAGCGAGGCUAAUAAACCUUCUCUGCUGCACCAGUUCUGGGUCCUCCUUUUUCCUCUGCCUUGCUGCUUCAGCACAUCCCUCCUAAGCCCCUUCAGGGACACAGAGCCCACAGGAGUCAGUUCUGCUCGCCCUGCCUGCAGACUGACCCUAGGCUGCGCCUUGUUCCAGUGCCUGGGCUAGCUCGGGGCGAGAGCCAGUGGCUCCAGGAGGCACU